GUGAGAAUGAGAACGGACAGCGCGAGACGGUGGGGAAUUACCGACCCUGGACGUUAAUAAGCGCUGAGUGGAAACCCGGGACACUCGGGACAGGAAGUGGACGUCUGGCAAAUCCUAUGGCUUGAAGACAUCUUUCCUGGUAGCUGCUCAUGGAUUUCCUUGCGGAAUAUGGCACCAAUGAGACCUACCACGACAACACGAGCGAGGCUUUCAAUGGCACGGACAUUGAAGCCAAGCACCAGUAUAACUAUUACGCCAUGCUCCUGACGCUGCUCAUCUUCAUCAUCGUCUUCGGCAACGUCCUGGUGUGUAUGGCCGUCUCCCGAGAGAAAUCGCUACAGACGACCACGAAUUACCUGAUCGUGAGCCUCGCUGUCGCGGAUCUCCUGGUGGCUACACUAGUAAUGCCAUGGGUGGUGUAUUUGGAGGUGGUGGGCGAGUGGCGCUUCAGUAAAAUUCACUGUGACAUUUUUGUCACUCUGGACGUCAUGAUGUGCACGGCCAGCAUUCUUAAUCUGUGCGCAAUUAGUAUUGACAGGUACACAGCUGUUGCCAUGCCACUGUUGUACAACACGCGGUACAGCUCGAAGCGCCGUGUCACAGUUAUGAUCUCUGUGGUUUGGGUUUUGUCCUUUGCCAUCUCCUGCCCCCUGCUGUUCGGGCUAAACACGACGCGCGACGAUGCCGUGUGCGAGAUCGCCAACCCGGCCUUUGUGGUGUACUCCUCCAUCAUGUCCUUCUAUGUUCCCUUCAUCAUCACGCUCCUAGUCUACGUGCAGAUCUACGUGGUUUUGCGCAAGCGUCGGAAAAGAGUGAACACCAAGCGCAGUUGCCAAAGGAUGGACGCUGAGCCGCAGCUUCCUCUCAAGGAAAAGUGCACCCACCCAGAGGAUGUGAAACUCUGCACAGUCAUUGUAAAGACCAAUGGGAGCAUGCCUGCCAAAAACAAGAGAACGGAGGUGAUGCAGGAGGACAGCAAUGUGGAGGUGGGCCUUACAGCCAGUCCCAGUCCUCCAGAAAAGUUGAAGGUGGCACCAGCUGCAGCAGGCACUAUGAUGGCCAGCCAGAGUUGUGCAUCACCCUUGCAAGAUGAGUGGCAACCCAGUUGCGACGAGAAAAAUGGCCAUGCCAAGGACGCCCAGAUCCCAGCAGGGGCCAAAGCUUUCGAAACGCAUACCCUGUCUAAUGGCAAGACGCGCACCAAUGUCACCAAGCCCAUGAGCAAGAGAAAGAUGUCACAGCACAAGGAGAAGAAAGCUACACAGAUGCUUGCCAUUGUUCUGGGUGUUUUCAUCAUAUGCUGGCUGCCCUUCUUCAUCACUCACAUCCUGAAGACACACUGUACUAGCUGUUACGUGCCUCUGGAAAUGUACAACGCCUUCACGUGGCUGGGAUAUGUGAACAGUGCUGUCAACCCCAUCAUAUACACCACUUUCAACGUGGAGUUCCGCAAGGCUUUCAUGAAGAUUCUGCACUGCUGAGCGCACUUUUAAACGAGCCUAAGUUUAGUUUUCUCACAGACUCGUACAUGAACAUUAUAGGCACAGGGGCUUUUCAGCUUGACUCUAAUGAAUGUAAAUCUGGAGCUUUAUUUGGAGGUUUGAAGCUUUGUAGUUCUUAAACCACAGCCUGUGAAAGAUGCCUCUGGCUAAGAGACAGGGAGAGAGACAGAGAGAGAGAGUGUGUGUGUGUGUAAAGGAAUGAAAUGGAAGAACUGCAGUAGGACGUCCAAGCACUCGGUGGAACCGUCUUGAUUUUCUUCUUGAUCUUCUUCCUUCCUUCCUCUUUUUCUUCUUGUGGACGUGAAAUUUGAAGCCUUUUUCCAGCUUCACUUGAAGGGGCUUUUUCAAGUAUUCUUACUGAUGUUCGUCUUCAGGAG
This is a messenger RNA of Clarias gariepinus (North African catfish), 1879 nucleotides long. RefSeq names its product dopamine receptor D2b (gene drd2b). Gene Ontology annotation, biological process: adenylate cyclase-inhibiting dopamine receptor signaling pathway; adenylate cyclase-activating adrenergic receptor signaling pathway. The record is from RefSeq and is a predicted model, not a curated record. Gene Ontology annotation, cellular component: glutamatergic synapse; presynaptic membrane. Gene Ontology annotation, molecular function: dopamine neurotransmitter receptor activity, coupled via Gi/Go; G protein-coupled receptor activity. The transcript is spliced from 8 exons. Lineage: Eukaryota; Metazoa; Chordata; Actinopteri; Siluriformes; Clariidae. Bases 150 to 1481 code for a protein of 443 amino acids.